Messenger RNA from Lachancea mirantina, 1161 nucleotides. The record is from the annotation of a GenBank genome assembly. Lineage: Eukaryota; Fungi; Ascomycota; Saccharomycetes; Saccharomycetales; Saccharomycetaceae.
AUGAUUAGUAGCAACCAAAGUCGUCGAGACUCAUUGCAACAGCGCAACCUUCUGCUUAGCAUGCGCUUGAGCCAGGGCCCUGGAAGGAGAAGCUUGAAUUCGACCUCGCGACAGAACAGCGGAAAAUCGCUAGCAACAAAAAAGGGGAGGGUAUCGUUCUCACAAGCGCAUUAUGGCGACGAAAGUCGCCGAGAGAUAGCUUCCCCGUCAAGAAUCACAGGAAAUCAUACAGAUAACCUACAAACUAGCAUCAUUCCACCAAGAGGUGAAACCUCUAAAAAUGGAGACGAUGGUUUGCCGACGGGCCUACUGCGGAAGACCUUCAAUCCUAAAGCUUUUCCAAAAUCUCCCGUAGAAUACAUGUGCCUGUCUUUGGACGACUUUGACAUCGGGAAAAAGCUCGGGAAAGGAAAGUUUGGCAAAGUGUACUGCGUCAGACAUCGACAAACAGGGUUUAUAUGUGCUCUCAAGGCUAUGAACAAGAAAGAAAUUAUGCAAUAUAGUGUCCAAAAGCAAUUUAGGCGAGAAGUGGAAAUUCAAUCCUCUCUGAAACACCCAAAUUUGACCCAGUUGUAUGGGUAUUUCCAUGAUGACAAGCGCGUUUACCUUCUGAUGGAAUACCUCAUCAAUGGGGAACUUUACAAGCAUCUCAGAGCUAACGGUCCUUUCAACGACAUCAUUGCAUCAAGCUACGUAUAUCAAAUGGCGGAUGCUCUAGACUACAUGCAUGAUCGCAACAUCAUCCACAGAGACAUCAAGCCCGAAAACAUAUUGCUAGGUUUCCAAAACACUAUAAAGCUAACUGAUUUUGGUUGGAGCGUUUCAAACUCAACGGGAUCGAAAAGAAAGACGUUGUGCGGAACUAUAGACUACCUUUCCCCAGAACUCAUUAAAUCAAAAGAAUACGACGACAAAAUUGACGUUUGGGCUCUGGGCGUGUUAGCCUACGAGCUUCUGGUUGGAUACCCGCCAUUUGAAGAAAACUCCAAGGAACUUACUUAUAAGCGGAUUUUAAAAAGAGACCUGAAAUUCCCAGAUCACAUCUCUCCUCAGGCACGCGACUUGAUAAGCAGGCUUCUCGAGCACGAUCCGCAGUUGAGAAUAGAUCUCAAGGAAGCCAAAACGCAUCCUUGGAUCGAGAGGAAUAGGGAUUAUUGGUAA